GAAAACAAUUUAAUUGCCGGUAUCCCGUCUUGUGCAGUUGCAACCAGCCGUCGAACCUUUAUCUCCGAGGUGUACCGACAGCUCACUAGGAUCGAGUCGUUAUCGCGUCGAACCGCGCGGCGCGUCGCAGCAAACAAGUUAGUUGUAGUGCGUCACGGCGGGACGCGGUGAUAAUAGAAUUACUAGUUGAAAUACAGUCGCGUUCAGAACCUAGAGAGCCGCAGACAUGCGGGGCAGCACCGCCGGCCUCGCGGACACUCUCGCCAGUGGGUCCCGCGCACAUGCCGUCCUACUAGAGCUCGCCGAUGCGCUCUUCGCGAGCAUCGUCGUCGCUCCCGCCGUGGUCGCCUACUGGAAGGCCACAUGGACGCUCAUGGACUUGUAUGUUUUACCGGAGAACAGUGUCGGCUCCGCGGCGGUGUGCACCGCCUUCGGAUUUUGCUGUGACUUAUUGUUUUGCUUGGCGCAAAACCAGUUGAGCAGGUACUUGUGUCCGGACCGGGGCAGGUUGACAUAUUAUGUGUUGUCGAGACUGUACACUUGCUUGGCCGGGAUGGCGUGUGUCGGGGCGUGGCGGGGGGCAUGGAACCUGCUGAACGAGUGCACGGGUGACAGCGCGAAGACGCUGCUGUCGACGACGGCAGCGGCGACGCUGUCGCUGGCGGCGCUGCGCUCGCUGCGCAACAUUUGCGCGGCGCCGUUCGCGGUGGCCGUGGACACGCCACAGGAUUACUUUGAUGUCCCCACCAUGUUUAGAACGAGUACACGAGAGACGGCGCUGUACGUGCUGGACUGCGUGUUCUCCGUCGCUGUGGUGGGGUCGCUGGUGGUGUUCGUGUGGCGCGGCUCCUGGGCGCUGCUGGACAUGUUUCUGUUCCCCGACGACCAGCUCCGCUCCUGCUGGACCUCGCUGUUGGUGGGCUAUGCGCUGGUGGUGGGGACAUUCGGGCUGCAGGCGCCGGUGCGCUGGGCCGCGGCGCGGCUCCGGGGCGCGGCGCGGCUGCUGCUGGCAGACGUGUACCAUCUCGUCUCCUUCCUCGCCACGGUCAACGUGUGGCGCGGCGUGUGGGGCUUGCUAGAUAUAUAUCUAUUCCCUGAUUCACCAAAAAUCAGUAAUUGGUGCACACACAUCGUGAGCCUCACGCUCCUCAUACUUCUGAACUGCUCCAACUCCAUUAUAGUGCGGGGCGUCUACAUCGACGGUGAGGAGCCUGCCGGGGAAUGCGUGGUCUUCCCGUGCCACUAUCUAAGGCUUUUCUUCCACAAAGAGAGAACCAAAAAGAGACACAGACAAGCACUCGCCGCGGCAGCUCUUGCGGCCAAUAGGAAGAUAGAGGAAGCCAGCGUACCCUUACAAAUGCCGGAGGAAAAAGUAUAGAAAAGACAGUCAAAUCCUUACACCAAUCGUUUUGAGAUUUUGGUAAUCGACGAAAGGUCGGUCUUAUUAUGAAUAUUAAGUAA
This is a messenger RNA of Cydia amplana, 1461 nucleotides long. RefSeq lists its product as uncharacterized. The transcript has 4 exons. Gene Ontology annotation, biological process: neuromuscular synaptic transmission; clustering of voltage-gated calcium channels; neuron-neuron synaptic transmission. Bases 227 to 1378 code for a protein of 383 amino acids. The record is from RefSeq and is a predicted model, not a curated record. Lineage: Eukaryota; Metazoa; Arthropoda; Insecta; Lepidoptera; Tortricidae. Gene Ontology annotation, cellular component: presynaptic membrane.